GGAUGUACGCACAAAGCACCGCGAGCAGAGUGCUCCCUGCGAGGAGGGAAAAGGUGUGUCCUCCACCACCCAAUUAGAGUGAGCGACAUAGCCCAGUUAGGAAACCCCAAGCAGGAGCCUAUAAAUCCCUGUGGGGGCUGCCGGGACAUCACAGCCGGUGAAAGUCUGGCCUGGCAGCCUUCCCCAGCCAGGCAAGAAGCAGCAAGGCUCGAGAAUACAGAAUCCCAGGGUGAUGUUGGCCAGAGCUUCUCUCUGGGGCUCCUGCUGUGUAAAUAGAGACAGAGGAUUGGCCUGUCCUUCCCAGUCCCGCGCUGGGUCCCGACUGCGGCUCCAAGGGUCCCGAGCGCUGUGGAAGUUGGUGCGGACAAUGUUUAUCUUGCUGGUGUUAGUGACCAGGGUUUCUGCUUUCACCACUCCAGCAGUGGUGCACACAGGAAGGGUUUCUGAAUCUCCCAUUUCUUCAGGGAAGCACACAGUCCAUGGAGACAACUGCCGGUUUCGUGGCAGAGAGUCCAAAUCUGAAUUGAGGCUGGAAGGCGAGCCCGUGGUUCUGAGGUGCCCCCUGGUACCUUAUUCAGACGCCUCCAGCAGUUCCCACGGCCUUCUGACCUGGAGUAAACUGGACUCUUCUCAGCUGAUCCCGGGAGAUGAGCCAAGGAUGUGGGUGAAGGGUGACAUGCUCUGGGUCCUGCCAGCAGAGCAGCGAGACUCUGGUACCUACAUGUGCACGCUCAGAAAUGCAUCCCACUGUGAGCAAAUGUCCCUGGAACUCAAGGUCUUUAAGAAUACCGAAGCGUCUCUGCCUCUUGUCUCCUACUUGCAAAUCUCAGCUCUCUCGGCCACUGGUUUACUAGUGUGCCCUGACCUGAAAGAAUUCAUGCCCAGCAAAGCUGAUGGAAACAUAGAGUGGUACAAGGGCUCCAUACACUUGGAUAAAGGGAAUAAGAAAUUUCUGAGUGCAGGAGACCCCACACACCUAUUGAUAUCCAACACAUCCAUGGAAGAUGCAGGCUAUUACAGAUGCGUUAUGAAAUUUACCUACAAUGGCAAGGAAUACAACAUCACUAGGAAUAUUGAACUCCGGGUCAAAGGAACAACUACGGAACCCAUCCCUGUGAUCAUUUCUCCCCUGGAGACAAUACCAGCAUCUCUGGGGUCAAGACUGAUAGUCCCAUGCAAGGUGUUUCUGGGAACUGGUCCGUCUUCCAGCACCAUUGUGCUGUGGAUGGCUAACAGCACUUUUAUCUCAGUGGCUUACCCGAGAGGCCGUGUGACCGAGGGGCUACACCAUGAAUACUCAGAGAAUGAUGAGAACUAUGUGGAAGUGUCGCUGAUUUUUGAUCCGGUCACAAGGGAGGAUCUGAAUACAGAUUUUAAAUGUGUUGCCUCGAAUCCACGGAGUUCUCAGUCACUCCAUACCACAGUCAAAGAAGUCUCUUCUGCGUUCUCCUGGGGCAUUGCGCUGGCACCUCUGUCUCUCAUCAUCUUGGUUGUGGGGGCAAUAUGGAUGCGCAGACGGUGUAAACACAGGGCUGGAAAGACAUACGGGCUGACCAAGCUACAGACUGACAACCAGAACUUCCCUUCCAGCCCAAACCAAAUAAAGGAAAUGAAAUAAUA
Messenger RNA from Apodemus sylvaticus (European woodmouse), 1620 nucleotides. It is a transcript of the gene Il1r2, whose product is annotated as interleukin 1 receptor type 2. The transcript has 10 exons. The coding region runs from base 233 to 1618 and encodes 461 amino acids. Gene Ontology annotation, molecular function: interleukin-1 binding; interleukin-1, type II, blocking receptor activity. The record is from RefSeq and is a predicted model, not a curated record. NCBI's taxonomy places the organism in Eukaryota, Metazoa, Chordata, Mammalia, Rodentia, Muridae.